GGGGCUGCACGGCCGCCAGUUGGCUCGGCCCGGGCGUGGGGCAUCGGGCGGCAGAAGCAGCCUACUAAAGCAAAUCCACCUGUUCGACUCUCAAGGUGAGGAUCAUGGGAGAACAACUGUUAGAGAACAGCAUCCUUGAUCGAUUUAUUAAUAGCUAUGAGCAGUCACAUGAAGAGUUUCUAAAUACAUUCACCUGUCUUUUGAAAGAGAAAGAGGAGAAGACAAUUCAAGGAAAUAAAGUGGACUACUUAAGAAAAAUAUUUUCUACUUCUGAAUUAUCAAACAGAAAUAAACAGAAUGGCUCACCUGAAAGAAGCAAAGAAAUGUGGGUAUCUCUUCCAUCACAGAUGCCAAAUGAGAAUAAGGUAUUUCUGCCUAUCUACCUGCAGACAAUGAUGAAUGAGAGAUGGAAAGCUGGUAGAUCAGAGGGAAAGAAUCUCAGUCUGUCUGAAAGAGUGAAGCAAGUGGACAAGUACUUAGAUUGGGAAGAUAUAGACUCAGAUGAAGAGACAUGCAGUGUUCUUCCAGGAGAGGUGGAACAGACAGUGACUUAUUGUACACCCGUUUUUGAUAAGCCUAUUCAACUGAAGUUCAGAAACUUGUCAGUUCCACAGCCACUGGACAGCAAACCCCAAGAGCUACUGGGGGAUGAUGUUCAACCAUUCUCACUUGAUGAAGAAUUUGACUAUGACAAUGUGGCAGUCACCCCUAAGUUCUCUGAAGCUGAGCUGAAGACCAUUAAAGAAUUGUCUAAAGAGAAGAAAACGGAUUCAGCAUGAGCUGAAGACUGAGUCAAAGGCGUUCUGUGCAGGCUGUUGAAGUGACAUUUUUAUGGGAUAAAUAUAGCUCUUCAUUGUACCCCUAUUUAACAUUCUUACCUCCGUGGUCGGUAAAUGACAUCCCUGAGAUUUUUUGUUUAUUUUACCAGCAUGCCUUGGAGUCUGUAUUGGCUCAGGAUAGGUAUGCUGGAGUGACCAAAACAAGAUGGUGGAUUUCAGACUAGCACGAUGGCUACUGUUGCUUAUAUCUGUACUGACUUGGUUCCUGACUAGUGCAAAGCUGCUCCUAAAGCUGCCUUUUACCUAAUUCUUUCAGUAAUGCAAUUAAGAGCUCUUUUGCAGCUGACAAAUCAGUCCUUGAGCUCUUUCUCUUAAAUAUACAGAAUUACAGGAGUGAAUAAAUCUGGGAAAUUUUUUUUUCCUCUGUAAAGAAAUAGAUAUUCCUGUUUCCAAUAAACUUUUUGUGUCGAUCAA
Molecule: messenger RNA, 1253 nt
Organism: Pipra filicauda (Wire-tailed manakin)
Lineage: Eukaryota; Metazoa; Chordata; Aves; Passeriformes; Pipridae
Gene: IFTAP
Product: intraflagellar transport associated protein
Exons: 7
Coding region: 105-779 (224 amino acids)
Biological process (GO): acrosome reaction; spermatogenesis
Cellular component (GO): cytosol; 9+0 non-motile cilium
Molecular function (GO): intraciliary transport particle A binding
Source: RefSeq, a predicted model, not a curated record